Messenger RNA from Mixia osmundae IAM 14324, 1350 nucleotides. RefSeq lists its product as uncharacterized. Gene Ontology annotation, molecular function: acyltransferase activity, transferring groups other than amino-acyl groups. NCBI's taxonomy places the organism in Eukaryota, Fungi, Basidiomycota, Mixiomycetes, Mixiales, Mixiaceae. The record is from RefSeq and is a predicted model, not a curated record. Bases 1 to 1350 code for a protein of 449 amino acids. The transcript is spliced from 5 exons.
AUGCCACAGAAAGCGUAUGUUGUCGGCGUCGGCAUGACGGCUUUUGAGAAGCCUCGAGGUCGCGUAGACUACCCGGAGCUAGCAGUCGAAGCAGGCACGAAAGCGCUCAUCGAUGCCGGCAUCACCUACGACGAAGUACAAUCUGCCUACGCCGGCUACUGCUAUGGCGACUCGACAUGCGGUCAAAGAGCUCUCUAUGGCCUCGGCAUGACUUCUAUCCCCAUCUUCAACGUCAACAACAAUUGCUCGACGGGCUCGAGCGCAUUCUUGCUGGCUACCCAGGCAGUACAGCACGGCAUGGUCGAGUGUAGCAUGGCUAUAGGCUUCGAGAAGAUGGCCGCCGGCUCGCUCUCGGCGACUUUUGAAGAUCGCACGAACCCGCUUGAGAAGACGAUCGAGCUCAUGGGCGAUGUCGUUGGAAUCUCGGCAGGUCCCUUCGCUGCCCAGAUCUUCGGCAAUGGCGGUCAGGAAUACUGCGAGAAGUACGGCGCGACCUGGGAGCAUAUUGGCAAGAUCGCUGCCAAAAGCCAUAAGCAUUCGACCAAGAACCCUUAUUCACAGUUCCAGAAUAACAUGACGCUCGAUCAGGUCAUGAAGGACAAGCCAGUCACUGAGCAACUUACUCGAGGCAUGUGUUGCCCUACGAGCGAUGGGGGUGCAUGUGCUAUUGUCACAUCCGAGGCUUUUGUCAAGAAGCACAAUUUGCAAAACCAAGCAAUCGAGAUUGCCGCCUCGGUCAUGGCCACCGAUUCACCACGACUGUUCGACGACAGGAGCUGUAUCGAGCUGGCAGGUAGCGACAUGACACGAAGAGCCGCUCAGGAGGCUUACAAGAUUGCUGGUGUGGGACCGGAAGAUAUCAGCGUGAUUGAGUUGCACGACUGCUUUGCUGCCAACGAAUUGCUGGUCUACGACGGGCUCGGACUCUGCAAACCGGGCGAAGCCCACAAGAUUGUCGAAAAUGACGACAACACGUAUGGUGGCAAAUGGGUCAUCAAUCCCAGUGGGGGCUUGCUCUCCAAGGGGCACCCGCUCGGAGCAACAGGGUUAGGUAUGAUCUUCUAUCUAACGAAUCAGCUGCGCGGAUGGGGUGGCGACAUGCAAGUUCCCGAAGUGGUCCCUGGCAAAUCUGGCAGAGAAGCGUAUUGCCUUGCUCACAACCUCGGUCUGGGUGGCGCUGCCGUCGUCACCAUUCUGAAGCGUCCCGCAUCUUACAAAGUUGGCGGCAAAGAUGGGAGGGAUCGUAUGGGAUACAACCAUGGGGCAGAAUGCCGUCCCGUCACUCAACAAGACAUCGACAGAGCCAAGUCCCAAAAGAGUUAUUCGCCAUAUGCCCGCGCCAAUUUGUAA